AUGAUGCUCUGGCAACCAACAACCCUCCUCGCCGCCCUCCUGGCGAUGGCCCCCGCCGUCCAAGCCGGCAUCGGCGCCCUCAUCGUCGAAGGCAUGACGCGCGACUCGCCUGCCUACCACCGACGCAUGGAAGAGAUUAUGGGUUCCUACCUCCUGCGCCGGGGCUUUCUCGAAGAACGACAAGCAGAGCUGUCCGCCUCCUCGGUUGGGCAGGACCCCAUCUUCACCGCCGACGGCACCCUCAACAUGACCGCCUGGAACGCCCAAGUCAACGCCGCCUGCAUUUCCACACUCCGCCAGCUGAAACAGGCGAGUAACCCGUCGGGCACAUGCGUAUGCUACAAUCUGCCGGCGCUGGACAACUCGACGGGCGUGUUUGAGGCGGAUCUACGCUUGUUCAGAAUCAGUGAUGCGAGAGAUAGUUUCGCGGGGAUCGCGCCGGAAAAGAUUUCGGUGGGCUUGCGGUUUACAGGGGCUAAUGUUGGGGCUGCGAACCCUGAUCAGCCUGUGGCAGGUGCUUCACAAGCUUCGCAGGGAGCAGCGGCGGCGACUGCUGCUUCUACUUCUAGCCAGGCCGAGACUGCUUUGCCUUCUUCGGGCGCGGUUGGUGCUGCUUCCGUGGGAAGAGUAGGUGGAAGCGGCGAUGGCGAGGCGGCAAAUAAACUUGCCGCGAGACAGACGAUAGUGCAGGAUCUGCCGUCGAAUGGUGAUCCCACUCUGCUACAGCAGUAUUUGUUGGUGGGAAAGAUUGAUGCGGACAAGAUGACUGGUCAGAUGACUAUGGCCCAACUCCAACAUCUCCUCCUCCCCAUCGUCACCCUCUCCGGCGUCAACCCGCAAGGCGCCGCCGUCUCCACCAACAUCUCCUCCAACGAAGCGGCUUUUGUGGCUGGUGUCUUCAGCAAGGAAGUCGUCUUGUCGGAUUUUAACAGGGCCCAGCUGGCGGUCGAAGACGAGAUUGCUCGUCUCAAGAAUGGCACGACGGCGUUUGUGUUGCCUGGCGUGCAGAUUAUGAUCUUCCCGGUUGGCCUGGUGAUUACGAGUGUGUGGCUGGCGAUUGCCAUCGCGGCGUACGGCUACGGGACGUUUGUCAGGUACAAUUUUGCUGUGCAGUACAAGCAGAGGAGGGCAGUGGUGGAGAGGGGAGGAAUGGCGAGGAUUUGAGUGGUGUUUCUUGUGCUAAUUGAAGCUUGGAGUAAAAGGAGGCAAAUUGUGACGGUGGUGAUGAUGAUGGGUGUUUGGUGUCUCUUUUCUGUUUAUUGGAUAUCCAGCCAUAGGGCAAAUGGGAAGGGGGUUUGAAGCGGUCAUUCAUAUCAUGUUUCUUGGCCUUGCGCUUUUGGCUACCUCUACUAUCAGAUACCUAUGGGUCGCUUCUCUCUGCUUUCUACAUUAUCAAAAUAGCGAUUGUUUUUUUCCC
This is a messenger RNA of Neurospora tetrasperma FGSC 2508, 1417 nucleotides long. RefSeq lists its product as uncharacterized. The record is from RefSeq and is a predicted model, not a curated record. Lineage: Eukaryota; Fungi; Ascomycota; Sordariomycetes; Sordariales; Sordariaceae. Bases 1 to 1164 code for a protein of 387 amino acids. The transcript has 2 exons.